AUUUAAAACAGAGUGGCAAUUGGAGCAAUACCUGCAGACACGUAUUUAUUUAUAUUAGAUGUUUUUUAUAUAAAUUGCACUCUGUCUUAAUUAAGUAAACAACGCAGUAAACAACAAGCGCAGCAGCUGUCUAACAAUGUUUGCCAAUCUGAAAAAUAAACUCAUCGAGGAGGUGAAAGCAUCGCCGUCCAAAUUCCAACAAUUUGCCAAUGCAGCCCAGGCCGCCGUGAGCUCAUCGUCCAGCACAACAACACCAAACAGCUCGGAGAAUACCGACACCGGCACCAAUGAGAAUUUCUUCAGCAUCACAGAAGAGGACACGCCUCAAAACUCGCCUUACCGCCUACAGAAGCUGCCGCGCUACGGACGUGCUUCGACCCAGUCUCUGAAUGGCAUGGGCGGCAGCGGCGCCAUACCGCGCACCCGCAAGCUAUCCAACUCGUCCAUGGCAAGCGAUGUUUCGUUCCGCUUGCCCACCUAUGAUGCGCCACCGACGUAUCACUUGCAAUCGGAUUUGGAUGAGACGAGCAGCGAAUUUGAUGACUCUGCAUCGACGGCACGCCUGGAUGUCAUCACUAAAGAUCAGCUAUACGAUGCUUACAAGAAGUCGCUCGACCGCUAUCAUAAAUACCGCUGCCGCUACGCGGAUCUGGCCAAGAAAUACAAGGAACUGGAGCGAGAUAGCAGCAAGGCGAGGUCAGUGCUCGUGGAGACGCAGGAUAAGGCGCUGCGCCGAAUCAGCGAGUUGCGUGAACAAUGCACCCUGGAGCAGCAGGCGAAGGCACAUCUGGAGGAAGCUUUGCGCAUCGAAAUGGAUGACAUGAGCUGCAAGAUGCAGGCCUACCAAACCAAGCUAAAGCUACUAGGCGAGAAUCCGGAUACCGUGACCGCCGCACUGGAGCGUAGCCAAGCGGACAAGCUGAUCGAUCUUGAGGAGCCAAUAAUAAUUCCUGAGUCAGCGCCAACUGCAAAUGGCAGUCAACCCGCACAGGAGCUUGACGAAGAACUGGCGAAGCUUAGGCAAUCGCUGGCCGAGCAUGAGACACAGUUAAAGCAGCUGAGCAAAAGCAAUGAUGAGGCCAACAGCACAAUUGCUGCUCUGCGCAAACAGGAGGAGGAGAAUGUGCUGUUGCUGGCACAGACCAAACAAGCUAUACACACGGAGUUGGAACAUAAGGAAACCGAAGUGCGCCAGCUGCAAGAUAAGGUUAAACAGCUAGAAAUUGAAUUGGACACGGCCAAUGGCAGGGAAACGCAGUCAGUUGACAUCAAGGAGCAACUUAAGAAACUGCAAAGCGCCAAACAGGAAGUGGACGCUAAACUCAUUGCAACGGAGCAUGUGCUAAGCACACUGAGAGUGGAGCACGCGGAAAAGGAGCAACAGCAAAAGAAAAUAGAGUCCGAGUUGGCCAGCAAAGAGAAGGAGCUGCAGCAGUUGCAGGAGCAGUUGAAGCAGCAAGAAGCCGAGCUGGCGCAUGCCACCAGUCGUGAAUCGCAGGCAAAGGACAUCAAGGAACAGCUGAAGGCGCUGCAGAAUGCCAAACAAGAAGCAGAAGCGAAACUUGCUGCAACAGAACUGGAAUUAAAUGCUCUCAAAAAUGACCAACAAGCAGAGCAACAGCAAGUGUCAUCGCAGCUCAUGAAAACAAAAGCUGAGCUGGAGCAAAGAGAAAGCAAAUUGCAGCAGUUGGAGGAGCAGUUAAAGCAGCAAGAAGCCGAGUUGCAAAUGGCAAACAGUCGGGAGACGCAAGCCGAAGCUGUGAAAGAACAAUUAAUGCAGCUGCAAAAUGCCAAACAGGCAGCGGAGGCUCAGCUGCUUACAACGGAGCAGUUGUUAAAUACACUGAGAUUAGAGCACACGGAAAAGGAACAACUGGCAGCGGCGCAGGAAAAGCAGCUGCAGUCAAAGCUGGAGCAUAACGAGAAUGAAGUGCGCCAAUUGCAGGAGCAGCUUACAAAACUAAAAGCUGAGCUUGAAAUAGCCAAUUCUCAAGAUGAGCUUAAGGAGCAGCUGGCCAAUGCCCAACAGGCAGCAGAUGCCCAGCUGCUGGCCAUGGAACAACAGCUGAAUACACUGAAAAACGAGCAGGCGGCAAAGGAGCAACAGGUGGAUGCGCUGCAGGAGCAACUGCGCACACUGAAAACGGACAGCGAGCAGAGUUUGCAGGACUUGCGCCUGCAUAACACUCAGCUAAGUGAAAUUGUACAGCGCUAUCAGCAAAAUGAGUCGAGCUUGGAUGAGCUGCAGAGUCAGCUAGAAGACGCCCGAGUACGACUGAUGGAGCAAGAGCAGCGUGUGCUUGAAACUGAAAAGAGCCUGGAAGUCGAACAGGAAAUGGUUGCCGCACUCAGCGUCGAAAAAUCAGCAGCUGAGGAACAGACGCUCAAGCUGCAGCGUGAGGUGCAAGCCCUGAGCGAUCAAUACGCCAGCAGCAAUAAGAAUGAGUCGGAGGCGACGGCAGCCUUGAGGCUGCAGAUCGAAGCGCUCAACGAACAGCUGACUGCUGCUCAGGCCGGCACACUGGCCAAGGAGAAGGAGCUAAAGGCGGUCGCCAACAAACUAAACAAGCUGAAAAAGCAACACGAGCAGCUGCAGGCAAAGCAUAGCGAGCAAGGCACCAGUCUGGAGCAGCUCAAGGCUGAGGCGGCGAACGCUGAACAGCUGCGGCGCGAGAAGCAAGAGCUGCAGGAACGCGUCAAUGUCAUACUCGAGGAGAUCACAACCAUGCAGACCCAUGUGCAGGAAGUGCAGGCUGCACAGACGCAACUCGAGAGCGAAAAGCAGCAACUGGAAACACACAUUGAGGCACUGCAGCAGCAGCAGCAGGACCGCGAUACGCAGGGUGAGCAGUCGUCGGCUAGGCUUGAGGAGAUUGAGCGUGAGAAUAGCAAACUGGCCGAGCACAACUGUCUGCUGCAGGAGCAAAACAAUCACUUGCAGAAACAGCAGGACGAGCUCAACAGGUUGCAGAACAAAUUGCAGCAGGUGCUCGAUGAGCAUUCCAAGCUGCAAAAUGCGCAGGAGAUUAUGGAGCAUGAUCAUCGCACGCUGCAGGACAAAUGCGAUGCCUAUGAAAAGGAAAAUCUCAACGCAAAGGAUGAGCUUAAAUGCCUGCAGCAAGAAAAGGAUGCCUUGGAGUCGCAAAGAAAUAGCUUGCAGCUGGACUUGGAUCAAGCACAGCAGCAGCUGUCGGAGAUGCGCGAGCGACAACGCGAACUGGAGCAGCACCUGGCAGAGCAGACGCAACGCUGCUCUGAGCUGGAGGCCAGCAAUGAGCAGGUGGCCACCCUGCAGGCAACCGUCCACAAUUUACGUGAGCAGCUGGACUCAUUCAAAGAGACCGAACAGGCCAUGCUCGAAAAAGCUCAGGCUGCCAGCGUUAACCAUGCAGCGCAGCUGGAAACACUGGAGGCACGCUGGAGUGCCGCCAAUGGGGAUGUGCAGCGACUGCACGAGGCGAACGAUGCACUGCAGCGAGAAAUCGAGACACUGAAGAACUCUACGCAUGAGAAGUCCGCAUACGAACAGCUACAAAUUGAAAACGAAUACCUAAACAAGCACACCAAACAACUGGAAAUGGAACUAUCGCAGGCAUUGACCUCGCACGGCGACAGCGGCGUGAAACUGAAGUCGCUGCAGUGUGAGCUGUACGUGCUGCAGGAGCAGGUCUUGCAGCAUGCCAGCCAGCUUGCCGAGAAGGACUCUGACGCGACCGCAGCCAAGGCGGAGGCGGCGCAACUAAAGUCGGCGCUGGAGGAGCAAACACUAGAGUUGACUCGCCAGGCGGAGCAUGCCAGAUUUGUCAGCGAUCAAAACGAUACGGUGCAAAAGGAGCUGUUGCAGUCACAGCAACAGCUACAGGAACGUCAAGCUGAGCUGUCGAAAGCGCAAGAGCGCUGUCUCAGCCUUGAGGAACAACUGAACAAGCAGCAAAGUGAGCAGGAUAAGGAACAGGCGCAGCCAGCAGCAGCACUGUCCAACGAUUCCGAGCAUUUGCGCAGUCUCAACGAACAGCUGCAACGCGAGCUGGAGGAUCUGAAGCAUAAAAGCAAUGGGCAGCAGACAAAUCUGCAGCAGGAAAUCGAUGAGUUGCAGGCCAACAACAAAGAAAUGACGGAACGCAUCACGGAACUGGAAACGUUACGUGCCGGCAUACAGGCACAACAGCUGCUGGCCAGCCUGGCGCCGAAAAGCGUCCAGCAGGCAGCUGCCAACGAUGAAAAGGCCCAGCUGGAGUCAAAACUGAAAGACAUAAUGAACGAGGUGCAGGAUGUGACCAAUCGAAACCUGUUUCUCGAACAAAAGUGCGAAAACUUUCUCAUACUUGAGCAAUCCAAUGAACGUCUGAAGCUGCAAAACGCAAAACUAUCGCGGCAAUUGGAUGAAACACUGGUAUCCAUGCAGCAUAGCGACAGCGUGCCAGCUAACACGGAAUUCGAGUAUCUGCGCAACAUCAUGUUCCAGUAUUUGACUGGCAAUACAAACAACGAAACUCUGGUUAAAGUCAUAUCGGCAGUGCUAAAAUUUUCGCCCCAGCAGGCACAGGUUGCCCUCGAAAAGGAGCACCAGCGGCGCUCAUUACUAAACAAACUGAUCUAGCAAGAACUGUUGGUACUCUACGGAAGCAGCAGCAGCUGGUGGCAGCCGUGCAAUGAAACGCUUCUAGACUACUAAAAAUCAGAGCUGAACCGUUUAGCCCAAGUUCACAAGUACCUUACCUCAACUUAGCCACAAGUUGUUGCUCACCGCUGCAUAAAGGCAUUUCGACUUGAGGGCGUUGUUAAUAAUACUUAUAUAUCAUACUGCAAUAUAUAUGGACAUACUUACAUAUGUGUAGCCCAUUGUACAGUCGGGAAACUAUAGCAAAAAUAACCGCUCUAUUUUGUACAUUUGACAACUAUGCUAAAAUUUCUGUGCUGCUCAUUUAACACCAACUCCACGCUUUUUCCAUUUAACGUGCAAUCAUUUCUACAUUUAAUGUGUGUAUUCCUUGCUAAUUCGAUGUUCAUUUUAGCUGUAAGUGAAAAAUUGUAAAGAUAUCAAUUGCAGUUAGCAUUUAGUUUAAUUCAAAAUAAUAUAUAUAAAUAUAUACAUAAAUAAAUAGUUACAAUUCAUACAA
Molecule: messenger RNA, 5120 nt
Organism: Drosophila montana
Lineage: Eukaryota; Metazoa; Arthropoda; Insecta; Diptera; Drosophilidae
Gene: Golgin245
Product: golgin subfamily A member Golgin-245
Exons: 8
Coding region: 137-4600 (1487 amino acids)
Biological process (GO): Golgi vesicle transport
Cellular component (GO): Golgi apparatus
Molecular function (GO): small GTPase binding
Source: RefSeq, a predicted model, not a curated record